AGUUGUUGUUAAAUUUUGCCAUUUUCUAUCUACUUUCCUUAUAUUUCAGUUGUCGUUGUUGUGUUGUGUUGUUUUCGUUAAUAUGAGCUUUUUGAUAUUUACUCUCAAGUUUUAGGUUUAUCGAAGUUCGCCAAACUGGCGCGUUCGGUGACUCGCAGCCGUCAAUUCAGCGCACAUCUGCCAACACUGAAGGAUCCAACGAAACAAUCCAAUCUGGCGCAUAUGAUGUCACUCAGCGCCGAUAUUAUGCCACAAUACAGACAAGAAGCGCCUAAAACGCCGCCACACAUUCUUUUGCAUUAUUGUGCAUUUAAAGCAAUUUGGGAUUGGGUGAUAUUGUGUUUAACAUUUUAUACAGCCAUUAUGGUGCCGUACAAUGUAGCUUUUAAAAAUAAAACUUCAGAAGACGUUUCACUACUCGUUGUCGAUUCCAUAGUAGAUGUUAUAUUCUUUAUAGAUAUCGUUUUAAAUUUUCACACAACGUUCGUCGGUCCCGGCGGCGAGGUGGUCAGCGAUCCCAAAGUGAUCCGCAUGAACUAUCUAAAGUCCUGGUUCAUCAUCGAUCUGCUCAGCUGCCUGCCAUACGAUGUCUUCAAUGCCUUCGAUCGGGACGAGGAUGGGAUCGGUUCGCUUUUUAGUGCGCUGAAAGUGGUGCGACUGCUGCGACUGGGGCGUGUGGUGCGCAAACUGGAUCGCUAUCUGGAAUAUGGCGCCGCCAUGCUCAUACUGCUGCUCUGCUUCUAUAUGCUGGUGGCGCAUUGGCUGGCCUGCAUCUGGUACUCGAUCGGACGCAGCGAUGCCGAUAAUGGAAUACAGUACAGCUGGCUGUGGAAGCUGGCGAACGUUACCCAAUCGCCGUACUCGUACAUCUGGAGCAACGACACCGGACCGGAACUGAUAAAUGGUCCGUCGCGCAAGAGUAUGUAUGUGACGGCGCUGUACUUCACCAUGACCUGCAUGACAUCGGUGGGCUUUGGCAAUGUGGCCGCCGAGACGGACAACGAGAAGGUGUUCACCAUCUGCAUGAUGAUUAUUGCAGGUGCGGUGUCCGACACGUUCCGUUGCCGCGUCCAAUUUCGCUAAACGAAACGAAAUUGCGCAACGCUUCGUAAGAGACGUAAACGCAAAACGGUAGCUAGGCAAAUGUGUGCGCCCCGAGCAAGAGAAAGAAAAUUACAAAAAAAUGGAAACAAAUGAAAUUAAAAUUUAAAACUAAAAUUAAAAAAUUUUAAUAACUGCAGAGAAUAGAAGUAAAAUAUUAAAAAGCUGCAUAUGAAAAUAUUGUUGAAUUGAGCACAGAACCCAAAACUGAAA
This is a messenger RNA of Rhagoletis zephyria (snowberry fruit fly), 1314 nucleotides long. Its product is annotated as potassium voltage-gated channel protein eag-like. Lineage: Eukaryota; Metazoa; Arthropoda; Insecta; Diptera; Tephritidae. Gene Ontology annotation, molecular function: voltage-gated potassium channel activity. Gene Ontology annotation, biological process: regulation of membrane potential; potassium ion transmembrane transport. The record is from RefSeq and is a predicted model, not a curated record. Gene Ontology annotation, cellular component: voltage-gated potassium channel complex; plasma membrane.